AACCAGUGUUUUGGAAAUAAAAACAACUGCGUCCCCCUGUACCUGAAAACCCAGCGGCCACCCCCAAAUUUCUUCCCCCUUUUUUUUUUCUUUUAAUUUUUUAAAUUUAUUUCAUUUUAGUUUUUUUAAAUAUUUUGCUUCCCUUAAAUACUCUCACUUACCUCUUUUCUUUAAUCUCCCAAAUUCCCCACUCUCUUCCUUCGCUCUUCCAUUUCCUUUCUGUUCUCUCGAAAAACUCAGGGAACUCUUCCUUUGUUCUCUUGCACUUUCCUCUGCUUUUUCUUUCUUCUCAAACAUUUCAAAAUGCGAAUGAGCUGUAAUGGAUGUCGGGUCCUCCGUAAAGGAUGCAGUGAAAAUUGUAGCAUUAGACCCUGUUUACAAUGGAUCAAAAGCCCUGAAUCCCAAGCAAACGCCACCGUUUUCCUCGCCAAGUUCUACGGCCGUGCCGGCCUCAUGAACCUCAUCAACGCCGGCCCCGAACAUCUCCGCCCUGCGAUUUUUCGCUCAUUAUUAUACGAGGCUUGUGGGCGGAUAGUGAACCCGAUAUAUGGAUCGGUCGGGUUGUUGUGGUCCGGAAGCUGGCAGCUUUGUCAAGCCGCCGUGGAAGCUGUGCUUAAAGGUGCUCCAAUCACGCCGAUUGCUUCAGAAGCCGCCGCGAAUGGUCAAGGACCGCCGCUAAAAGCAUACGACAUUCGGCAUGUUUCUAAAGAUGAGAACUCCGCCGCGUCCAACGAGCUUCACCGAGUUAAGACUCGGUGCCGAGUCAAGCGAACUGUCAAGCCGAAGGUGAGUAAGCCGGUGGUGGAGGAGGAGAAUCGCAACCCCGAAGCCGAGGCGCAGUGUUACGCCGACGAGGGAAACCGGUCGACGAGUCACGAGUCGUCGUUGAGUCACCAGUCCGAGUUGGCCGUUAUGGACGGGGAUAGUAAAGAAACGGAGAGUAUGAUCUCGGUGGAAACAGCGGUGGCGUCACGCCUGUUUCCGGCGGAGCCGGAGUUCCGGUGUAAGGUUUCGGAGGAAAGGACGCCGGAGGGAAGCGGCGAUGUUGGGCUAGAACUAACGCUAGGGUUUGUGCCGGUGAUGUCACGUGCGUGUCACGUGGUGGUGCCCGUGAAGAAAAGGAGAUUGGAAGCAUAUGGCACGUGCGAGGAUAGCCAGACGUGUAAGGUAGAGCUGGGGCUCGAAUAUCCGGCUUAAAAGGCUUUGACAUGCAAAAGGAUAGUUUGGUCCAGUUUUGGCGGUUCCGUUUCGGCUUUUGUUUAUUUUUUACAUAGAAGAGUUGUGGGCUUUUCUUUUCUUUUUUUGUAAGUUCUUUUUGGGUUUCUCUCUCUCUUUUUUCUCCCUUUAUGAAAACAAAAAGGAAGAGAUGUACAAAUGGGGUUUACAUGAAUAGAAGUGGUAAAUUUAUGGAGGGAAUCACAAUAA
Molecule: messenger RNA, 1425 nt
Organism: Theobroma cacao (cacao)
Lineage: Eukaryota; Viridiplantae; Streptophyta; Magnoliopsida; Malvales; Malvaceae
Gene: LBD40
Product: LOB domain-containing protein 40
Biological process (GO): regulation of gene expression
Source: RefSeq, a predicted model, not a curated record